Molecule: messenger RNA, 972 nt
Organism: Diospyros lotus (date-plum)
Lineage: Eukaryota; Viridiplantae; Streptophyta; Magnoliopsida; Ericales; Ebenaceae
Exons: 1
Coding region: 64-768 (234 amino acids)
Source: RefSeq, a predicted model, not a curated record
AAUGCAAACACAAACCGGCCAACCUGAAAACACAAGAUCGAGAAAGAUCGCUGUAACAGAGCAAUGCCCAGCACCAACGCGAUGUUCCUCUUACCUCUUCUGGUUAUUCUAGCGGCGGCCCUCCAAGGGACCCUUGCCGUCGAAUACAGUGUUACCAAUAACGCGGCCGGCACCGUUGGCGGAGACCGAUUCUCCAAUGAAAUCGGCGAAAACUACGCCAAGCAAACCCUGGCCUCCGCCACCGACUUCAUCUGGCGGACCUUCCAGCAAGCCUCCGAGGCCGACCGGAAGAACGUCCCUCACGUCAGCUUAUUCAUCGACGUCAUGGACGGCGUCGCCUACACCAUCCUCGAUAAGAACGAGAUCCACGUCAGCGCAAGCUACAUCGAAAAAUAUUCCGGCGACCUCAAGACGGAGAUAACGGGGGUGCUCUACCACGAGAUGACGCACGUGUGGCAGUGGUUCGGGACCAACGAGGCUCCGGCACCGGGAGGGCUGACAGAGGGGAUCGCCGACUAUGUGAGGCUGACGGCGGGAUAUCCGGCCGCCCACUGGGUGAAGCCGGGCCAGGGCGACAAGUGGGACCAAGGCUACGACGUGACAGCAAGGUUUCUGGAGUAUCUUGAGGGUCUGAAAGGCGGGUUCGUGGCGGAGCUGAACAAGAAGAUUAGAGGCGGUUACAGUGCCGCCUACUUUGUGGAGCUGUUGGGGAAGACAGUUGAUGAGCUGUGGAGUGAUUAUAAGGCUAAGUAUAACAAUCCCACCUAGACAGUUGAUGAGUGAUUAUAAGGCUUAAGUAUAAUAAUACCACCUUAGACAUAACAAGCCGUAGGGGAAGACAGUUGAUUUGCUGUGUAGUGAUUACAAGCACCCGAUAGACAUUAAUAUAUAUCAUAAAUGCUUGUGUAUGUGCUACACUCUGAAAAUAAAAUUCUUAAUAAGAAUUUGUCUCCCAUUCCAAGCAUCAAAGAA